This is a messenger RNA of Erigeron canadensis, 1049 nucleotides long. Its product is annotated as gibberellin 2-beta-dioxygenase 2-like. Bases 1 to 972 code for a protein of 323 amino acids. The transcript has 3 exons. Lineage: Eukaryota; Viridiplantae; Streptophyta; Magnoliopsida; Asterales; Asteraceae. The record is from RefSeq and is a predicted model, not a curated record. Gene Ontology annotation, biological process: gibberellin catabolic process; response to light stimulus.
AUGGUUGUAGCAACUCAAAUGAAUCCAAUUCGGAUCGAAAAGAUCCGAGAAGUGGAGAUACCGGUUAUCGAUCUUUCGGAUAAAAAGUCUAAAGUGGCUAAGCUCAUUGUAAAGGCUUGUGAAGAAUAUGGUUUUUUUAAGGUGAUUAACCAUGGUGUCCCUAAUCACAUUAUACAAAAUAUGGAACAUGAAAGCUUUGAGUUCUUUGAUAAACCAUUACCCGAAAAGAAACGGGUCGGAUCCGCUAACCCAUUUGGUUAUGGUUGCAAGAACAUUGGUCUUGGUGGUGACACAGGAGAGCUUGAAUAUCUUCUUCUUCAAGCUAAUCAGCAAGAUCAUUUCAAUAUCAUUAAUAAUUCUAAAUUCAGUUGUGCAGUGAGUAGUUAUGUGGAAGGUGUGAAGGAGUUGGCAUGUGAGAUAUUGGAAUUGAUAGCCAAAGGUAUAGGGGGUGGUGUCCCACUCUCAUUCUUCAGCAAUCUGGUCAGAAGCUUUGACAGUGACUCUCUCUUGAGGCUAAAUCACUAUCCACAUCUCAGUGACACGUCACACUCCUUCCAACGUGGCAGCAGCACCAUUGGCUUUGGAGAACACUCUGACCCUCAGAUCUUGACUCUCCUUAGAUCCAACGGUGUGGGUGGCCUUCAGAUAUCUUUGGGAAAUGGCGUCUGGGUCCCUGUUUCUCCUGACCCACAUGCCUUCUGUGUCAAUAUUGGUGAUGUCUUGCAGGCUAUGACCAACGGAAGGUUUACAAGUGUGAGACAUCGAGCAAUGGCUAACACAUUACCUGACCGGUCUAGAUUGUCCAUGGUCUACUUUGGUGCGCCUCCACCAGAAGCACUAAUCACUUGCCCACCUGAACUACUCAAGCAAGAUGAGCCGCUUUAUAGAGCAUUCACUUGGGCAGAAUACAAGUCACAUACCUAUGCUCAUCGUCUUGGUGUAAACAGGCUUGAUCAUUUCAGGAUUGCCUGAUCGUUGAUGCCAAGAAGGUUACAUGGGGAAAAGAAAAGAGGACCAUAAAUCCUUUCUUUUCCAAAACAAAUUUUGCA